Aspergillus melleus is the source of this 2184-nucleotide messenger RNA. RefSeq names its product putative sterol carrier protein. Lineage: Eukaryota; Fungi; Ascomycota; Eurotiomycetes; Eurotiales; Aspergillaceae. The transcript has 2 exons. The record is from RefSeq and is a predicted model, not a curated record. Gene Ontology annotation, molecular function: acyltransferase activity, transferring groups other than amino-acyl groups. Bases 508 to 1884 code for a protein of 458 amino acids.
AGUCUGUCUACUCGGUGUACAAAAGUCUAUUGAUCCAGGACAGAAUCUUACCACUGAUCGUCAACUUAUUCCCCGUGAAGGUAUCCUGGGUUAUCCCCACUACUCGUUAAGUCCAACCUGGACACAUGUAUGUACCUACCCAUACAAAUUUUACAUGCGCUACCCUUUUCACGUGGGACAUUCUCCACAAGACAGGCGACUUGAUUACCAUAAAAGGGACUCUGCCGAAAUAUCGGGAAACGAUCAACUACAAAGCGUCUACUUGAGCAUUGUGCACCUUCAUAUGGUUAUGCAGGACCGGGCUGCAUCCUCGGGACCUCGGUCGCGCGGCAAGCCUCUCCCCCGCAGAAGCCACGGCUAGCUUCGUCGCUGCAGAUCAUCCCCAUCUUCCCCAACAACUCAUCCUUAAUUAUAUUACUUCCACCGAAUCUACUCGAUUCCGACAUUGUCUUCAUCCAAGUCAGUACAAGUCUGAAUUAUUUAUCUCUUCCUUUCAAAUCCUCAACAAUGGGCAAGAAACAAGCAUCGCCCGCCUAUGUCCUGGGUGUGGGAAUGACCAAAUUCAUCAAACCUCGGGGCAAGGUUGAUUAUCAUGAGCUUGGUUUCGAGGCUGGUGUGAAGGCUAUGCUGGAUGCGCACAUCAAUUACGACGAUGUAGAGCAAGGUGUUGCUUGCUAUGUGUACGGUGACAGUACCUGCGGCCAGCGCGUCUUCUACCAGUUCGGCCUCACCCAGAUUCCCAUCUACAAUGUCAACAACAACUGCUCCACAGGGUCCACCGGUCUCGCCAUGGCUCGAACUAUGGUCUCCCAUGGCGCCGCCGACUGCGUGCUCGUCGUGGGUUUCGAAAAGAUGAACCCGGGAAGUCUUCAGUCAGUGUACAACGACCGCGAGAACCCGACAGGCCAGUUCGGAAUGAUGAUGGCCGACACAAGAGGUGUCACCAACGCUCCGGGUGCCGCGCAGAUGUUUGGAAACGCCGGUCGGGAGUACAUGGAAAAGUACGGUGCUAAAAAUGAGGAUUUCGCCGAGAUUGCGCGGGUCAACCACGAGCAUUCCAAGCGCAACCCAUACUCGCAAUUCCAGCAAGAAUACACCCUCGAGCAGAUCAGCAAGGCGCCGAUGAUUCACGAACCCUUGACCAAGCUCCAAUGCUGCCCCACCUCCGACGGCGCAGCCGCAGCCGUCAUCGUCUCCCAAGAGUUCCUGGAUGCCCGUCCGCAUCUCAAGGACCAGGCUGUUCUUAUCGCUGGUCAGCAGCUGGCGACGGACAACAACACCGUCUACAACCGCAGUGCCAUCGAUCUGAUGGGAUUCGGGAUGUCCCGAAAUGCGUGCCGAGCGGCCAUCAAGGAAGCUGGCGUCAACGUGAAGGAUAUCAAGGUGUGCGAGUUGCAUGACUGCUUCUCAGCCAACGAGAUGAUCACCAUUGACGCGCUCGAACUGUGUGAACCCGGGCAAGCGCACGAGAUGGUCCGCAAAGGCAACAUCACCUACGGGGGCAAGAUGGUCAUCAACCCUUCGGGUGGUUUGAUAUCCAAGGGCCACCCUCUGGGAGCGACUGGUCUGGCGCAGUGUGCGGAACUGGUGUGGCAUUUGCGUGGCUGGGCUAACAACCGGUUGAUCGACGGAACUGAUGCCGCUUUGCAACACAACCUGGGCUUGGGCGGUGCGGUCGUGGUGACUGUGUAUAAGCGAGCCGAUGGCAAGGUAGCCAGUCCCGUCUCGUCUGACACCGUUGCAAAGAUAACCGGCCUCGGAUAUAACCCAGCCGUCGAGGCCAAGGGGUUCACAGCCCAGCAGGCUCAAACGGUUCGGAGUAAGAAGUAUAGCGAUGAGUGGGCGCUGUCCGACACUCAGGAGAGAGUGCUGGCUCGGUUCUAGACCGGGAUGGCAUGCGCUUUGCCGACGCGCCAUCGGAGAUUCUUACGAUCUGCAUAUCUCAGUGAUUCCCCUGCAAUUUCUGUAAAUGUAAAGUUAAAUUCCAGAUCGGUUUCAAUCGAAUGAAAUGUGUUCUGUCGAAGUGCAACGUCUAGAUUUCUGAUAAGAUAACUGAUAAACAAAAGCCUUCCGGGAAAUGAUUCCUCCGGCGUGGGAUGACAUAAGCGACGCACUCCGCGGAAUGAUAAAUUUUCGCGUCGAUUUUCCGCGUUCCUUCCCCCUUUCUUCUUCCACAUAUACCAG